GUCCAUCAUGUACGGGGACCUGUCGGCGAACCCGAUCGAUGACCUUGCUGUGAUAGCGGACGAGAUCUUCUACCCAAUCGUCAGCAACCCGCGGAACCAGGAAGGGUGGCCGGACGUCAUCAAGAAGGACGUGGAUAGCCACUUCCAGGACCUGCGGAACAUCAUUACCGAGGUGAAAGGUAACAUCAUUAAUCAAACCCUGCUCCCCAUGCCGAUAUGCAUUGGAGAGGUCGAGAGUGUAGGCGAGCAGGUGGCAGAAGGCAAUCCGGAUGCGUGUACGUUAAAAAUGAAGAAUGCACUAGAGGGAAUUGUCAUCAAAUGGGCUUAUCAGAUCAACGAUGUCCUCAAGGAGGAUUCCAACUCGCUGUUCAAGGACGACCAUCACCCUUCGCCAGUGGAAGAAAUCAAUUUCUGGGAAGCUCGGCGGAGCAAUAUGCAAAACAUUUACCAGCAGUUGCUCGAUGACCGAGUUCGUCAGAUUGGAGUAAUUCUUCAAGGAAUCGAUUCUGUGUACUAUGCCUCUUUCAAAUCGACCUUCCAAAGCGUAGUUCAAGCAGUUCACGAAGCGGACGAUGUCACCCUGUAUAUGAAACCUUUGAGAAAACAUUUUGAGAUGUUUGAGAGUUCCGACUUCACCGAUAACCUUGAGCUGGUGGCUCCGAUGUUGCACUGCAUUUGCAUGGUCUGGGGAUAUUCGUUCUACUACGGAACCAACCCCCGAAUGAUGGUUUUGUUCAAAAUGGUUAGCAACAUGAUGAUAACCGAGGCUUCUAAAUGUUUGGAUCCGGGAUCACUGUUCCAAGGCGAGGCAGACGAAUGUCUUGUCAAGAUUACCCAAGUUAUUGACAUCUUAUUGUAUUACAAGGACCAAUUCAUGGAUUUCCGCAGCCGAUUGGACAAUUUUCGUCAACCGGAUACUCAACCGACGAACUGGACCUUUCGAUUACAAACGAUCUUCUAUAGGUUGGAUUUGUUUAUCGAUCGGCUGAACCUUGUGAAGGAUAUUUUCUAUACGGCUACGGAGUUUCGGAAACUGGAAAAGGUGGAAAUUGGUGGUCUACGAGGGCGAGGCGUAAGUCGCAACAUCAUGGACAUCCUUGAAGAUUUCAAUAAGCUAUACAUGCGCUGGGGAUUGAUUCAGUAUGAUCCGCUUGACCCGAACCCGAAAGAUUUGAACUUCGAGAAGGAUCGUAAACGAUACCAGGAACAGACGGAUGUACUGGAAAGGAAACUUUCAGCUCAGUUUGUGCUAGCUUUUGAGGAAUGUUUCAACGUCGAUCAGCUUAUGAAACUGGUCCAGAUAUUGGGAACCCUCAUAAUUAGACCAUUGAUAUUCCCCGACAUCAAACAUCGGAUAAAUAAUAUCGUCAACUUCUAUAACCAAGACUUGAACACCGUUAAAGCUCUGUUCGAUGAGGGCAAGGCUGGUUACGAGAAAGUUGGCGUUGCAGGAAUUCCCCAGGAUAAAGGAUUUCCUCCAGUUGCUGGAUCUAUACUUUGGGUUCACAAACUUCGUGAUAGAAUUUCAAAACCGAUCAAUGAACUAACAAUGGUUGAGUAUCCCCUCUUUAAAGAAGAGAACGAUGAAUUUGUGCUGAACAACUACCAGGAAAUGAUGAAACAGCUCGAUGCCCUGGAAGCUAGGAUCUUCAAGCAAUGGGCGGCGGAUGUGGCUAAACAUAUCAGCACCCACAUGAGUAAGGCUUUGUUGGUCCGAAAACCCAUCAACCGCUUGCUGGAGAUGAACUUCAACCAAGCACUGGUUCUGAUAUUGAUGGAAAUUUCCUACAUGAAAAAAAUGGAACUGCCUAAUAUACCUGACAAGGCUCUACAGUUUUCUGCACUUGAAGAAGAUCUCUGGCAAGCGCGGUUGAAAUUGAUGAGGAUCGUAGAGUGGUACAAUGAGAUUGUGGAAACUUGUGCUCCGUGUGAACGGGAUUUGAUCGAAAAAGAAUUGGUGGAGAUUGAACAUUUGAUCGAUAAAGCUUGCUCGGGAAGAAUCGACUGGAACAACUAUGAUCCGGAUUUCAUCGAAGAUUUUUACAGUAAGCUUAAGAAUCUGCAUACCCGGGUUUUGAAGAUCCAGAACAACGUUAAAAAGAUUCAAAAGAGCAUACGGAGUUGGGGUGACGUGCCACUGUAUCGACGUAAGGAUAGACUUCUGGAUAUUGAGGAUCGUCCUGGAAAAGUUCAACAACGACUGAAUGAUUGUUUCGAUACCAAAAAGCUGAUCGAUGUAGCGAUGGAGCAGAACUUCAAAUAUUUUUUCGAUUUCUAUGUCGAGUCUGUGGUAACAAUACCUUCGGAUUUGGGCUCUAAGAAAAGCGCUAGGAGUGGAUCGCUUUCCAUUGCGAAGGAAGCUUCCGUUGAAGCAGCUGCGGAAGAAAAAAAGGACGAGGAAGCUGAAGAGGGCGAGUCUUCAUCUCGGCGGGGAACUGCUGAAGAGUCGAUUGCCCCAGAAGAAGAACUGCAAAAAACCGCUUCAAUGAUGGCACUGUUCCGUCCUUAUCAAGAGUACGUAGACACGAUUGUAUCGAAAGAAAUAAUGGACUCUAUUCGUACGAGCAUCAAGUACAUAAAGAUUGAGAUGGAGAAUCGAGCCAGUCUUCCGAUAUUUGAGAUUAAAUUUGAGCUGCACCCGCCCAAGACUACAUUCAUCCCGACGCUGGAUUCCUUCGAUCCAGCCGGAUUCCUGGCUCUGGUCGAAGGCCUAAUGGUUGAUAUUUACUGCAUGUCUUCUAUUCCACGAGUUGCCCAGCCAACAGAACUAGAAGUAAAGGCUGAGAAAAAGGAUGUAGGAAAUGAUGAAGAAAAAGAUGAGGAAAAUGAUGAAGAAGCAGAAGGUGGUACGGAGGAAGGUUCCGAGGAGGUCCCAGAAAGGGUGCUAGAGACGUACCUCGGUGAUCUCGACAACCAAGAAGAUAUCGAACAGAUGAAAAACUCGAUCGUCAAUCGUGUUAUCCAAACGGUUCGUGAGGCAGAAGAGUUCAUGCAACGGUUCGAAAAUUACAACUACCUCUGGCUGGACGAUCGAGCCGUAGUACUGGAGCAAUUCCUCAAAUAUGGUCGGCCACUGACUGGAGAUGAGAUGGAAAUGCUACUGUGCUCGGACACUCCGCUGCGGGAAGUUGCCCCAACACUGGAACAGUUCAGGGCACAGAUCGAUAGCUACUACGAACUGUAUGACGACAUUCUGGUCAACAUGCGUAUCCAGGAAGUUUUCGACGAUUGGCUACAGAUUGAUUUGUCUUUCUUCAAAACAGUUCUGCUUAAUGAGAUCAGUAAAUGGUCACAUAUGUUCAAGCAAAACCUCAUAGAUAAUGUUCAGAACAGCUUGCAAGAGCUGGAAGAAUUUGCUAACGAAUGCGACGAGAUUUUCUUACUUGAGGUAGAAGAAGAAGAUUUCCCAACUCUGCUGAAGAUCCUUUCUGCGCUGAACAAGCUGAAGGAACGCGAAGCUACCUAUGAUAAUAUGUUUGAGCCGCUCAAGCAAACGGUUGAGCUGCUCAAAAAUUACAAUGUGGAGUUUGACGAACUGGUUUACAAACGGUUCGCCGAGCUCCCGGAGCGUUGGUUGCACGUCAAGAAAACGGCAAACAAAGUCCGUGAGAAGAUUGGUCCAGCUCAAGCAUACCAGGUUGAUCUGAUUAAGAAAAGAAUCACACUGUUCGACAUCCGAUCCAAGUUGUACAGGGAAGGUUUCAAGAAGCUUGGCUUUUUCAAGGUUCCCUGUGAAAACGUCUACCAGAUGUGCAAUCAGGUCAACCUGGAGCUUAAUAUAAUGGAGACUCAGAUGAAGAAUCUGACUGACUCAGCAGCAUUGUUUGAGCUGAACCCUCCGGACGACAGUAGGCUGAAGCAGUGCCGAAAGGAGAUUCGAAUGAUCAAACAGAUUUGGGACUUUGUCUACGCCAUCGAGUCCUGUGUGAACGAUUGGAAGAAGACCCCUUGGAAGAAAAUCGAUGUCGAAGCAAUGGAGGUAGAAUGCAAGAACUACGGCAAACAGCUGCGCCAGUUAGACAAAGAUCUACGCACGUGGUACCCGUACCUGCACAUUGAAGCUGUCCUCAAGAAUCUCCUGACGUCCCUGAGAGCCAUAACGGAGUUGCAAAACCCAGCUAUUCGCGAGCGGCACUGGAUGGAACUUAUGCAAGCAACCAAGGUACGCUUCCGAAUGGACGAUUCGACGACGUUGGCCGACCUGUUGGAGCUGAAUUUGCACAACUACGAAGAGGAGGUCAAAACAAUUGUGGAUAAGUCGGUCAAGGAGCAAGGUAUGGAGAAGAUUUUGAAAGAUUUGGAAGUUGCCUGGAAGGAUUUGAUCUUCGAGUUUGAUAUACACGAGCGAACCGGACUCAAAUUGCUGAAGGUUUCGGAGGAAAUCAUCGAGAUGCUGGAAGAAAAUCAAGUGCAGCUGCAAAACCUUAUGUCUUCGAAGUAUAUAGCCUAUUUCCUAAAGGAGGUUUCCAUGUGGCAAUUGUCGCUUUCGAAUGCUGAUCAGGUUAUUACUUCGUGGUUUGAAGUGCAGCGCAAAUGGAUGUAUCUGGAAAGUAUCUUCAUCGGAUCGGAAGAUAUCCGAAGUCAAUUGCCAGAAGAUUCAAAGCGUUUUGAUGGUAUUGACAAGGAGUUCAAGAGAUUGCUAGCAGAGGUUGUAGCUAAUCCAAACAUCGUUAAAGCAACAAAUAAAGAAGGACUGUACGAUAAGUUGGAGUCACUUCUCAAGGAACUUAUACUUUGCGAAAAGGCUCUGAAUGACUAUUUGGAAACGAAGCGCUUGGCCUAUCCCAGAUUCUAUUUUGUAUCCUCAGCCGAUUUACUUGAUAUUCUAUCGAAUGGAAAUCAGCCAGAGCUUGUAGCGAAACAUCUCACGAAGCUGUAUGAUUCACUCGCAAAGUUGGUAUUUCACAAGUUAUCUAAGAAGAUGGCCAUUGGCAUGAUAUCGAAGGAAAACGAAGAAUACGUACCAUUCAAGAAUAACUGCGAUUGCGGUGGAAAAGUUGAGAUUUGGCUGAACCGCGUGACGGACUCCAUGCGAGCGACACUCCAUGAGCUGUUCGAAAAGUCGGUUAACGCCUACGAAGAGAAGCCGCGUGAUCAGUGGAUCUUCGAUUGGCCAGCCCAGCCGGCUCUUUGCGCAACUCAAAUCUGGUGGACCACUGAGGUUAAUCUGGCCUUCGCCCGCUUGGAGGAAGGUUACGAGAAUGCCCUUAAGGACUACCAGAAAAAGCAGAUCGUGCAGCUUAGUGCGCUGAUCGUGUUGCUAUGUGGAGAUCUGAGCGUCGGCGAUCGCCAAAAGAUUAUGACUAUUUGUACGAUCGACGUACACUCGCGAGACGUGGUAGCCAAAAUGAUCUUUCAAAAGGUAGAAACUGGCCAAGCCUUCCAAUGGCAAAGUCAACUCAGACAUCGAUGGGAUGAUGGGCUCGGAGAUUGUUUCGCCAACAUUUGCGAUGCCGUAUUCCGAUAUGACUACGAAUAUUUGGGCAAUACACCGCGAUUGGUGAUCACUCCUUUGACAGAUCGCUGCUAUAUCACAUUAACACAGUCGCUUCACUUGAUCAUGGGAGGAGCUCCGGCUGGCCCAGCAGGAACAGGAAAAACCGAAACUACCAAAGAUUUAGGUCGAGCUCUCGGGAUUAUGGUGUACGUUUUCAACUGCUCCGAACAGAUGGAUUACAAAUCCUGUGGUAACAUUUAUAAAGGCUUGUCACAAACCGGUGCUUGGGGCUGCUUCGACGAGUUCAACCGCAUCUCGGUUGAGGUGCUCUCUGUGGUUGCUGUCCAAGUAAAAUCGAUUCAGGAUGCAAUAAAGGGUGAUCGAAAAUAUGCAACCCUUAGUGAUUUCGAGGGCAAAAAGGAGAAAUUCAAUUUUAUGGGCGAGAUCAUUUCCCUCAUCCCGACCGUUGGCAUCUUCAUCACGAUGAACCCGGGAUACGCCGGACGGACGGAAUUGCCAGAGAACCUGAAGGCGCUGUUCCGGCCGUGUGCGAUGGUUGUUCCCGAUUUUGAGCUGAUUUGCGAAAUCAUGUUGGUGGCCGAGGGCUUCCAGGAGGCCCGUCUUUUGGCAAGGAAGUUCAUCACGCUGUACACCUUGUGCAAGGAGCUGCUUUCCAAACAGGAUCACUACGAUUGGGGACUGCGAGCCAUCAAGUCGGUUUUGGUUGUGGCCGGAUCGUUGAAGCGAGGUGAUCGCGAAAGACCUGAAGAUCAGGUGCUGAUGAGAGCCCUGCGAGAUUUCAACAUACCGAAAAUUGUCACCGAUGAUGUGCCGGUCUUUAUGGGUCUCAUUGGAGAUCUGUUCCCGGCAUUGGAUGUUCCCAGAAAGCGAUCGCCAGAGUUUGAAAGACUCAUUCGUAAGUCUGCCGUCGAAUUGAAGCUUCAACCGGAAGACAACUUCAUACUGAAAGUAGUACAACUCGAGGAACUUUUUGCUGUUCGGCAUUCAGUGUUCAUCGUUGGUUUCGCCGGAACAGGAAAAAGUCAAGUUUGGAAAACGCUUUUCAAAACGUACCAGAACCAGAAACGGAAACCACAUUUCAACGACCUUGAUCCGAAAGCAGUGACCAAUGAUGAACUGUUUGGCAUCAUCAAUCCAGCCACCAGAGAAUGGAAAGAUGGUCUUUUUUCGGUCAUAAUGCGUGAUCAAGCUAAUAUGGGCGGAAAUGGACCCAAAUGGAUCGUUCUGGAUGGAGACAUCGAUCCCAUGUGGAUUGAAAGUUUAAACACCGUAAUGGACGAUAACAAAGUGUUAACACUGGCCAGUAACGAACGGAUUGCGUUAACCAAAGAAAUGCGUUUGUUAUUCGAAAUAUCUAACCUCAGAACUGCUACUCCAGCUACCGUUUCAAGGGCAGGUAUUUUGUACAUUAACCCUCAGGAUUUGGGAUGGAAUCCAUUCGUUGCCUCUUGGAUUGAUUCGCGUGAAACUCAAGCCGAGAAGAGCAUACUGUCGGUGCUGUUCGACAAAUACAUACCACCUCUGAUCGACGCUCACAAAAAGUUUAAGAAAAUCACGCCCAUUUCUGAUAUAGCUAUGAUACAAAUGACAUGUCAUUUGUUGGAUUGUCUGUUAACACCUGUCAACAUUCCCCCAGAUAGUCCUAAGGAUUGGUACGAAAUCUAUUAUGUAUUUGCAGUUAUUUGGGGCUUUGGGUCCUCUCUGUUCCAAGAUCAGCUGGUCGAUUGGCGUAACGAGUUUCAUAAGUGGUGGAUCAACGAAUUUAAAGCAAUCCGGUUUCCUCCAGGUGGCACAGUUUUCAGCUACUACAUUGAUCCGGAAACGAAAAAGUUCAAUCCUUGGACCGAUCUGGUGCCGAGUUUUGAACUCGACACAGACAUACCACUUCAGUCAAUUCUGGUUCCAACAGCAGAAACGACUCGUUUGCGUUGGUUUUUGGACAUUCUCGUAGAGGCUCAGCAUCCAGUUAUGCUGAUUGGUGCUGCUGGAUCUGGAAAAAGUGUCAUCAUGGCUGAAAAAUUGACUAACCUUUCGUAUAAUUACGCGGUCACAAAUGUGCCGUUCAAUUUUUACACCACAUCUGAGAUGCUUCAACGCGUCCUAGAAAAACCUCUGGAAAAGAAGGCCGGACGUAAUUACGGACCUCCAGGCAACAAGACCAUGGUCUACUUCAUCGAUGACAUGAACAUGCCUGAGGUAGAUACCUACGGUACAGUACAACCACAUACCCUGAUUCGCCAAUUCAUGGACUACCGGCAUUGGUACGACCGGAUCAAACUGUCCCUCAAGGAUAUUCACAACUGUCAGUUUGUGUCCUGCAUGAAUCCAACGGCCGGUUCCUUCACAAUCGACUCCCGACUUCAGCGUCACUUUUGUGUUUUUGCUGUCAGUUUCCCCAGUGGCGACCCGCUUUAUCACAUCUACUAUUCAAUCCUAUCCCAGCACUUGUCCAAUCCACUCAACAAGUUCAGCAUUCAAACGCAGAAGAUAUGCGCAUCACUAGUCAGUUGUGCUUUAGCUUUGCAUCAGAGAAUGGGCCAAACGUUCCUGCCCACAGCAAUUAAAUUCCAUUACGUUUUCAAUCUGCGUGAUUUGGCAAACAUCUUCCAGGGGAUGCUGUUUGCCAACGGAGAAACCUGUCCAGAUCCUAAUUCCUUGAUUCGCUUGUGGGUUCAUGAAUCCACCAGAGUCUACAGCGAUAAGCUGGUUGACGAUCGAGACAUUGAAGCGUAUCUGAAGCUCCGCGGUGAUGUGGUGAAAAAAUCUUUCGAGGAAUUUGACGAAAACAAAGUUUUUACUUCUCCGAUCAUCUAUUGCCACUUUGCAGAAGGUUUGGUUGACCCGAAGUAUAUGCCUGUUUCCGGAUGGGACACUCUUACGAAAACCUUGGAAGAAGCACAACUCAACUAUAACGAUAUGAUUGGGGCAAUGAAUCUUGUUCUCUUCGAGGAUGCUAUGAGCCAUAUUUGUCGCAUCAGCCGAAUUUUGGAAUGCCCUCGAGGAAACGCACUGCUAAUCGGUGUCGGUGGAUCUGGUAAACAGUCACUUUCGAGAUUGGCAGCUUUUAUAUCUGGGUUAGAAGUUUCUCAGAUACAGUUGCGCAAAGGCUACGGGAUUAACGAUUUGAAAGCUGAUUUAGCCAUACUGUACAUGAAGUCUGGGGUGAAAAAUGUACCAAGCAUGUUUUUGAUGACGGAUGCUCAGGUGGCAGAAGAAUCUUUCCUCGUUUUAAUCAAUGAUCUGUUAGCUUCAGGGGAAAUACCUGAGUUGUUCCCCGAAGAUGAAAUCGAUAACAUAGUAAACGCACUUAGAAACGAGGUUAAGCAGCUUGGAAUUCUAGAUUCCAAAGAAAACUGUUGGAAAUACUUUAUCGAAAAGGUGAGAAAGUCGUUGAAGAUUGUGCUCUGUUUCUCGCCAGUUGGAUCAACUUUGAGAGUUCGGGCUAGAAAGUUCCCAGCACUUGUAAAUUGUACCGCCAUCAACUGGUUCCAUGAGUGGCCCCGUUCAGCUUUGGAGUCAGUGUCCACGAGAUUCCUUGCCGAUAUAGAAGUUAUGCCCCGAGAUUUAGUUGAACCGAUUGCCGUUUUCAUGGCAUAUGUGCAUGGAACUGUCAAUGAAAUGUCUCAAAUAUAUUUGCAAAAUGAACGACGAUACAACUACACCACCCCGAAGUCAUUCCUGGAGUUGAUUGCUCUGUAUUCCAAGUUCAUUACCCAAAAAUAUGUGGAGUUGAAUGACCGUGUUCUAAGAUUGGAGAGCGGUAUUCUCAAACUGGCUGAAUGUGCCAAACAGGUCGAUUCACUACAAAUCCAACUUGCGGAUCAGGAAGUUAUCCUGAAGAAAAAAAAUCAGGAAGCAGAUAAACUGAUCAAGGUAGUUGGAGCUGAAAAUGAGAAAGUACAACAUGAAAAGAACUUUGCAGCAGAGGAAGAGAAAAAGGUUCGAGUCAUUGAAGAAGAUGUCGGGGCAAAAGCCAAAAUUUGCGAAGAAGAUCUGCGCAAAGCUGAACCAGCGUUGCUUGCCGCACAACAGGCCUUGGACACCCUGGACAAAAACAAUCUGACUGAGCUGAAAUCUUUCGGAUCUCCACCAGAACAGGUGGUGAAAGUUUGCUCUGCUGUGUUGGUUCUAUUCUCACCGAAAGGGAAAAUCCCCAAAGAUCGUAGCUGGAAGGCUUGUAAACUGAUGAUGAACAAUGUGGGACAGUUUUUGAACGAUUUGAUUUACUACGACAAAGAACACAUUCACCCGGACGUUAUCAAAGCAUUGCAAGAGUACUUGAAAGAUGCGGACUUCGAUCCGGACAAGAUUCGGGCCAAAUCGGCGGCAGCUGCUGGACUCUGUGCCUGGGUCAUCAACAUCCACAAGUUCUAUCAGGUCUAUCAGGUUGUGGAGCCUAAACAGCGAGCCCUGAACGAAGCUCAGUCCGAGUUGAAGGCUGCACAGGAUAAACUGAUGGACCUGACUCAGAUGAUCAAUGAGCUGGAAGAACGAUUGGGUGUGAUCCAGGCCGAGUUCAACGAUGCCCUAGCAGAGAAGCAGAAAUGCCAAGACGAGGCCGAUAAGACCGCCUUCACGAUCGACCUAGCGCACCGUCUGGUGAAUGGACUGGCCUCCGAAAAUGUCCGCUGGCGGGAAUCGAUAGCCAGCCUAAAGGGUCAAACCAUAACCCUGCCGGGCGAUGUGCUAUUGAUUGCUUGCUUCAUCAGCUAUGUCGGUUGCUUCACCAGACGGUACCGAAUCGAGUUGCAGGAGAAGAUGUGGAUCCCGACUUUCCGACAAGCCAAGCCUCCAAUACCAUUUACCGAAGGUGUCGAUCCCUUGAAUUUAAUCGUGGAUGAUGCGGUAAUUGCUUCGUGGAACAACGAAGGUUUACCCUCGGAUAGAAUGUCUUCUGAAAACGCCGCUAUUUUGACAUACUCUUCACGAUGGCCGUUGAUGAUUGACCCUCAACUGCAAGGGAUCAAAUGGAUCAAACAGAAAUACGGGGAUAAACUUACAGUGCUACGUCUAACCGCACGUGGUUAUCUUGACGUUAUCGAAAAAUGCGUUUCCAGCGGUAGUAUUCUGCUCAUCGAAAACAUUGGUGAAACUGUUGAUGCUGUUCUCGAUCCAUUGCUAGGCAGAAUGCUCGUUAAAAAGGGAAAAUGUUUGAAAAUGGGAGAGAAAGAGAUCGACUACAAUCCUUCAUUCCAGUUGAUCCUUCAGACAAAACUUGCUAAUCCGCACUACAAACCGGAAAUGCAAGCUCAAACAACUUUGAUCAACUUCACCGUCACGCGGGAUGGACUCGAGGAACAGCUGCUAGCAGAAGUUGUCAAAGCAGAACGACCUGAUCUCGAACAGCAAAAAGCGGAUUUAACAACUCAACAGAAUACUUUCAAGAUAACGUUAAAAAUGCUGGAAGACGAUUUACUCAGUCGACUUUCGUCUGCCGGUGAAAAUGUUUUGGAGGACGCAAGUCUGGUCAUAAACUUGGAGAAAACCAAAAAAACUGCUGCAGAAGUGGAGAUCAAGGUCCGGGAAGCUAAAAUUACUUCCGAGCAGAUCGACGUUGCCAGAGAGAGCUAUCGACCGGCAGCUGAAAGAGCUUCAAUCUUGUACUUUAUCUUAAAUGAUCUUCACAAGAUCAAUCCAAUCUAUCAAUUCUCGCUAAAAGCUUUCACGAUUGUUUUCAAGGAUGCCAUAGCUGAAACUCCUCCGGCUGAAAAGUUAAAGGAUCGAGUGUUUAAGCUUAUCGAUUCGAUUACUUUUGCCGUCCAUAUGUAUACCAGUCGAGGUCUUUUUGAGAGGGACAAAUUGAUCUUCAUGGCGCAGAUGGCGAUUCAAAUUCUUCUCCAGGCCAAGGAAAUUGAUCCGGCUGAGCUGGAUUUCCUCUUGAGAUUCCCUUUCACGCCUAACCUAACAUCUCCUUUGGAUUUCUUAACGAAUGCAGGUUGGGGUGGAAUCAAGGCGCUUUCGAAUAUGACCGAGUUCACAGCCCUUGACAAGGAACUCGAGGGUUCAUCGAAGAGAUGGAGAAAAUUAGUAGAAUCGGAAUGCCCAGAGCGCGAAAAAAUGCCAGGAGAAUGGAAAAACAAGAACGCCCUUCAACGUCUAUGCAUAAUGAGAUGCUUGCGACCAGAUCGUAUGACGUACGCUGUGCGGGCUUUCGUCGAAGAAAAACUUGGAGCAAAAUACGUCGAAGCUCGAAUGGUUGAAUUUGCUAAAUCUUUCCGAGAAACCAGCGCUUCUACCCCGGUGUUCUUUAUUCUGUCGCCUGGUGUGGAUCCUUUGAAGGAUGUUGAAAAAUUGGGGAAAAAAAUGCGGUUUUCAACGGAUCAUAAUAAUUUCUACAACGUAUCUUUGGGUCAAGGCCAGGAAGUGGUGGCUGAGGCUGCCAUCGAUAAUGCUUCGAGGGAUGGUCAUUGGGUGAUUUUGCAAAAUAUACAUUUGGUGGCGAAAUGGUUAUCAACGUUAGAGAAAAAAAUGGAAGCUACUCUAGAAAACGCACACGUCAACUACCGAUUGUUCAUCAGCGCUGAACCAGCUGCGGCAGCUGAGUAUCACAUAAUUCCACAGGGUAUAUUGGAAUCGGCUAUCAAAAUUACCAAUGAACCACCCACUGGAAUGAUGGCUAAUAUCCAC
Messenger RNA from Uranotaenia lowii, 12085 nucleotides. RefSeq names its product dynein beta chain, ciliary. The annotation marks the transcript as partial. NCBI's taxonomy places the organism in Eukaryota, Metazoa, Arthropoda, Insecta, Diptera, Culicidae. The transcript has 18 exons. Gene Ontology annotation, cellular component: dynein complex. Gene Ontology annotation, molecular function: minus-end-directed microtubule motor activity; dynein intermediate chain binding; dynein light intermediate chain binding. The record is from RefSeq and is a predicted model, not a curated record. Gene Ontology annotation, biological process: microtubule-based movement.